Messenger RNA from Elephantulus edwardii (Cape elephant shrew), 741 nucleotides. RefSeq names its product nucleoside diphosphate kinase B-like. Gene Ontology annotation, molecular function: nucleoside diphosphate kinase activity. The transcript has 2 exons. NCBI's taxonomy places the organism in Eukaryota, Metazoa, Chordata, Mammalia, Macroscelidea, Macroscelididae. The record is from RefSeq and is a predicted model, not a curated record. Bases 1 to 741 code for a protein of 246 amino acids. Gene Ontology annotation, biological process: CTP biosynthetic process; UTP biosynthetic process; regulation of apoptotic process.
AUGGCGGAGCUGGAACUGAAGGUGCUGUCCUUGGCCAUGAUCUUCAGCGAUGCACAGGGUCCAGACCUUAGGGAGGCUUUGGUAUGGGGGUACGCCACCUGGAUCCUGUGGUGUGCCAUAAGCCCCCAGGGAGAACCAUUUGGUCCCUGGAGUGAGCUGUUAGGACCUCAGGCGGCAUGCUGGCCCAGGCCCGGGAUCUGGAGCCGUGAGCUCCGAUCGGGACCGGUCUGUGCCUGUGGGGCCCUGACAAGCCCUCUCGCUAGCAGCACCACGGCCAACAGUGAGCGCACCUUCGUCGCCAUCAAGCAGGACAUCAAACCGGACGGCAUGCAGCGCGGCCUGGUGGGCGAUAUCUUCAAACGCUUUGAGCAGAAAGGAUUCCGCCUUGUGGCCAUGAAGCUCCUUCAGGCCUCUGAGGAGCAUCUGACGCAACACUACAUGGACCUGAAAGACUGCCCAUUCUUCCCGGGGCUGGGGAAGUACAUGAACUCGGGACCAAUUGUGGCCAUGGUCUGGGAGGGGCUGAAUGUAGUGAAGACCUGGCGAGUGAUGCUUGGAGAGACCAACCCAGCAGAUUCUAAACCAGGCACUAUUCGUGGGGACUUCUGUAUUCAAGUUGGCAGAAACAUCAUCCACGGCAGUGAUUCAGUAAAAAGUGCCGAGAAAGAAAUCAGUCUGUGGUUUAAGCCAGAGGAAUUGGUUGACUACAAGCCUUGUGCCAAUGACUGGACCUAUGAUUAA